Messenger RNA from Closterium sp. Naga37s-1, 459 nucleotides. The record is from the annotation of a GenBank genome assembly. NCBI's taxonomy places the organism in Eukaryota, Viridiplantae, Streptophyta, Zygnematophyceae, Desmidiales, Closteriaceae.
AUGGAGCGCCGUCUUCUGGAUAGGCUUGAUGACGUGGAGAAGGAGCUUCGUCGCUCGCGUGCGGGGUCGGCGUCACCAUCAGCUCCUCGCGCUGCUCCCGUCGUCCCUCUCUCCGCGCUCCUGCCCCACAAUCCCUUUGGAUCCCCGGCGCGUUCAGAGCGGCCGCUGCCUGCGGGGAUGGGCUUCGUAGGUGCUGGUGGCGGGCCGCCGUGGGCUCAGUUUGCUCCGCCGCGUCCUCUUCCUGCUCCGCGUGAUCUCGCCGUGUCGUCUCACCGUGCCCGCGCGUCUGCGUUACUUCCGCCGAUGAAGGAAGUUCCCACGGCGACCCUGGCCCGCUUAUGGUCGCUGGCGGCGUCCCUGCAGAGCCUUGAGUGGAUUCUCCAGGAGUCAUUUGACUCCAUGCCGUUGUGGUUGAACACGAGCGGAAUGCUCGCUGCGGUAGAGGCGGACCGCAUGUAG